Messenger RNA from Harpegnathos saltator (Jerdon's jumping ant), 530 nucleotides. RefSeq lists its product as uncharacterized. The coding region runs from base 91 to 489 and encodes 132 amino acids. The record is from RefSeq and is a predicted model, not a curated record. NCBI's taxonomy places the organism in Eukaryota, Metazoa, Arthropoda, Insecta, Hymenoptera, Formicidae. Gene Ontology annotation, cellular component: mitochondrial inner membrane. Gene Ontology annotation, biological process: mitochondrial respiratory chain complex I assembly; mitochondrial respiratory chain complex IV assembly. The transcript has 2 exons.
AUAGAUCUUCAGUACUGGCGAUGAAUAUCGGAGCGCAGUGAAUAUCGCCUCCGCGCUCCACCACCUCUUCAUAGACAUGUGACAAUUAAGAUGAUGUCGAAUCAAACGCUUAUGAAAAUUGCGAGUAUCGGAGGGUUUGUAACAGCGGGUACAGGUUAUAUCUUCAUCUAUCGUAUUCAAAGUGAUAUAAAAAAUAGCGAAACUUAUAUAGAUGCGAUGAAUACCCUGUAUGCUCAUAAGAAAGCCGUACCCUAUUUUGGAGAGCCUAUUAAAGUGGGUCGCAUCAAGUUUGGUGAUGGGAAGCAAACGCUGGAACAUACAAUACCCUACAAGUGGUUUAAAGUCCCUAUUAUAGGUACAAAUACCAAAGGAAAUGUAUAUUAUGAGGUAAUAUUGAAUCAGAAGCUUGAAAAUAAACCUGAAGUAUCUAAGAUUGAAGUUACAUUUGACAAUAUACCAGGAAAAACAUUUGUAAUAAGGGAAUAUUAGACAUAAAAUAAUAAGUAAUUAAUAUCAAAGAAAAUGUAUAA